CCUUUAAACAAUUAAAUGAAUUGAUUUUGAACUGUUGCUUUUUUUAAAAAUAUGUUUAGUGCUAGUAAAGUAGAAAAUCAAAGGAGUAGAUCUAGUUUUCAUAAAAACAGGCCUAGUUUACAACCCAAUGUUCGAAAUAAAGUAGGGCGUUCUUCUUCGGUGGAUAUUCGAAGUAGAGGAACUUAUGUUCCUGCAGUAAAACGAACGUCUUCUGAAGAAAGAGGUAGACCUUCAAGUCGAAGUGUAAAAUGGUCCAGCGGUCGCAAGAGCUCCAUCAAUCUAGCUGAAGGGAAAAAGAUAAUGAAAGAUCCGAGGCCUUUAACUGAUAAAAAUUACCAAAAGACUCAAAUACAAGAACUGCUCCAGUUCUUAGAACAACUUGAUUUUAAAAGUUCUUUCGAAGUUUCAAGCUUAUUGUUACCUUCUAAAAAAGAUUUUGAAGCAAUAUUUAAGUUUUUGUAUAAUCUUCUGGAUCCAGACUUUGUGAUACAGAAACUUGAGGAGGAUGUACCGAAAAUAUUAAAAUGGCAACAUUAUCCUUUUUCAGUCAAUAAAUCCACUUUCACUUAUGUUGCCAAGCACAAUUGGCCUUAUUUGUUAGGAAUUCUGUUCUGGCUUUCAAAUGUAUGUAAGUUUCUUGUAAAUUUUGACUUGAAGACAAUUUUUAGCGGUGGUGAAGAUGAAGGGUCAAACGAAAAUGCUGUCUUGGGUCCUUAUAUUUGUUCUGCUUACUUCAAAGGAUCUAUAGAUGAAGAGGAAGAAAAGGAAAUGUUUACAAAAAUUAUAAGAUCUCGGAGAGGAGAAAACUUAGAAGAUUUGAAACAGAAGUAUGAAGAGAAUAAAGCAGUGCUUGAGAAAUUGCAAGACAAAUAUAAUGCAGUUCAAGAUCUGAUCAGUGAAAAUAAGCAACUAGAUUCACAAAUUUUGGAUUAUGAAGAUUAUUUCUUGAAGAUGACGCAACAUAUGCAAAAUAGAGUUAUUGCACAAGAAAAAUUGAUGGAGAAAUUGAAAAAACAAGAAUGUGAAUUGGAGAAAUUAAAGAAUGAAAUUUCUCAGAAGCUUGCAGUCUAUGAUGCUCAGGGCUUUGACGGAAGAAAGCAACAGCAGCAUUUUAAUACCCUGAAACAGGAGCUGCAUGAGAAUUACGAACAAAAAGAACUAGUUUUCGAUGAACUGAAAAAUUCUUGCUGGGAAAAGGAGAUACAGUGUACAGAAACUAUAGAAAAGUUGUCUUCAGUUUGUAGUGACUUCAAUAAUUUGUAUACGAGUUCUGCUGAAUCAGCUGCAAAUAUGUUUGGUUCCAUAAAACAUUCAAGAAGUCCAAAACUGGAAAAAUUAUGGAAGAAUGUUUAUUUUGAAUUUCCAAAACUGCAACUUUCAUGUAAAUAUCAAGAUAUGAUUUCCGUGAGAGAUUCUUGUAUGGAAGUAUUACGAACAUUGCAAAAGAGUGUAAAUGAUUCUGGAAAUUAUAUACAAGCUUUUACUGUUGGACAAAAACAGUAUUUAAAUAAUCUUGCUGUAAAGGAAGCUGAGCUAUCAUUUCAGUUAAAAAUUUUGAACAGCCAAAUUGAAAAAUAUGAAAAGGAUCUGAAUUCUGAGCAAGAGGAAGAACUGCAAAAGUUUUCUAAAACUAACGAGCAAUAUGAAGCAAAGGCGGAAGAGCUCAGGCAACUCAAAGAAGCUAGACUUAGGUUAGAAAAUGUGGUUAAAGAAAUGAAGUUAGAGCUUCCCAGAAUUAUUGAUUUUAAACAUCAAAAAGAAAAGGAGUUGAAAGAAUAUAUGGAAACUGUGAAAAAAGUUUAUUCAAUCUGUGAUAGUAAUUGGGAACUUUGCCAAAAAAGGGCUGAGGAACAUGGUGAAGAGCUGUGUAAAAAAUUGAAGAAGUUGAAGUUUGUCCAAUCUAAGGGAAAGCCAAUGAAUUAUCAAGAUGAUUUAUAAGUUUUCC
This is a messenger RNA of Uloborus diversus, 1945 nucleotides long. Its product is annotated as kinetochore protein NDC80 homolog. Bases 52 to 1938 code for a protein of 628 amino acids. Gene Ontology annotation, biological process: attachment of mitotic spindle microtubules to kinetochore. The record is from RefSeq and is a predicted model, not a curated record. NCBI's taxonomy places the organism in Eukaryota, Metazoa, Arthropoda, Arachnida, Araneae, Uloboridae. Gene Ontology annotation, cellular component: Ndc80 complex. The transcript has 14 exons.